GAAUUAAACGAUGGAGAAAUCGGCGGCACAACCCUCCACACGUGUCAUCCGUGCCGGCGCAGCAUUCUACGUAGAAUCUACGCCGUAUUUCACACCCCUCAUGUACCAUCAUGUAAACUCAUUCCUCACAGCAAAGACAACUCUAAUAACACUUAUUCUUCUCCUCUCCAAUGCCGUUCUCGCUUUCAUGUGGUCCAUCUCAGUUUCCGUCCGGUUUACCGGUCCGAGUACCCUGAGAAAUAUGCAGCUAAACCGGAGGAGGACUUUCCGAAGCUUGACGUGUUUAUAUGCACGGCUGAUCCGUACAAGAAGUCUCCGAUGAUGGCGCUCAACACCGCUUUGUCUGUGAUGGCCUACGAUUAUCCGUUCGACAGGAUUUUGGCUGCCAAGUUCUCUGAGCAUUGGUUGCCUUUUUGCAAGAAGAAUAAUGUUCAAGAUCGGUCUCAUGAAGUGUAUUUCUCAUCAAAGUCACAUUAUUGGACGACAGAUGAUGCUGAGAAUCUCAAGGUGGAACAUGUCAAAGGAUGUGGUCAUUAG
This is a messenger RNA of Thlaspi arvense, 537 nucleotides long. The record is from the annotation of a GenBank genome assembly. Lineage: Eukaryota; Viridiplantae; Streptophyta; Magnoliopsida; Brassicales; Brassicaceae.